AGUCGUGCACAUGCAGACAGAGGGAGAGGGGGGAUGAACGAGGUGCACACAUGAGGAUCUCCUGAACUGCCGGGGCAAGGCAGGGCUGGUGAAGAGAGAAGAAGAAGAAGAGGAGGAGGAGAACUAGAGGAAUACUGCAGUGGCCAACCAGCUUCUUUUCCCUUCUGUAUUUCUUUCUCUCUCUCUCUUUUCUCGCUGCUCCACUGCUUCCAUCCCCUUCUCUCUCCCUGUGCCAAUUAUACCAUGAACCUGCCUGCUGCUUGUUGCUAAGGGGAAGCCAGCCAGGGGGAGCCGAGUGGACCGGGCGAUAUUUUGUUGUUAAGGAUUUAGAGAAAAUGGCAGAAGGGUCCAAAGACCAGGGAGGAACGGGCACCGCUGAUCCCGAGGAGGACUCCCCCAAUAUGAUCGUCUACAGAAAGAUUGAAGACAUUGUUACACGAAUCCAAGAUGAGAAAGCAGGAGGUGUAGCCAUACGGACUGUCAAAAGCUUCCUCUCCAAGAUCCCAAGUGUGGUAUCAGGGGCGGACAUUGUUCAGUGGCUGAUGAAAAACCUCUCCAUAGAAGAUCCAGCUGAAGCCAUCCAUCUGGGCAGUUUGAUCGCUGCCCAUGGAUACGUCUUCCCCAUCUCUGACCACGUUCUGACACUUAAAGAUGACGGAACCCUUUAUCGCUUCCAGUCUCCAUACUUCUGGCCUUCAAACUGUUGGGAACCCGAGAACACAGACUAUGCCAUUUACCUGUGCAAGCGCACGAUGCAGAAUAAAGCCAGGCUUGAGCUCGCUGACUACGAGGCUGAGAACCUCGCCAGGCUGCAGAGGGCUUUCGCCAGGAAGUGGGAAUUUAUCUUCAUGCAAGCUGAGGCUCAAGUCAAGAUUGACAGGAAGAAGGACAAGGCGGAGAGGAAGAUCCUUGACAGCCAGGAGAGGGCAUUUUGGGACGUUCAUCGGCCAGUGCCAGGCUGUGUCAACACCACAGAGAUGGACAUCCGCAAGUGCCGGAGAGAGAAGAACCCACACAGGGUAAAAAAGUCGGUCUAUGGAGUACCAGAUGAUGGCCAGAGCCAACCGAGUCCUGUCCACAUCGGCUCCCAGCCGACCAGGAAGACCACCAAAGACGAUGUUCAGAAGGAGAUUACCUUCUUGAACAUCCAGCUGGAGAGACACUGUAUGAAAGUUUCCAAAGUGGCCGACAGUCUCAUGACCUACACCGAGCAGUUCAUGGAAUAUGACCCCUUUGUGUCAGCCGUAGAGCCUUCGAACCCAUGGAUCAGUGACGACACUACCUUCUGGGACUUGGAGGCAAGUCGCGAACCCACCCAGCAGCGUGUGAAGAAAUGGGGCUUCUCCCUGGAGGAGGCGCUAAAGGACCCAGCAGGUCGAGACCAGUUCCUAAAGUUCCUGGAAUCAGAAUUCAGCUCAGAAAACCUGCGGUUCUGGUUAGCAGUGCAGGAUUUUAAGCGACGGCCACUCCAUGAAGUUCCCUCCAGGGCGCAGGAGAUCUGGCAGGAGUUUCUGGCUGAAGGAGCUCCAAGCUCCAUCAACUUGGACUCUCACAGCUACGAGCGCACCAGCCAGAACCUCAAAGACCCCGGACGAUACAGCUACGAGGACGCUCAGGAGCACAUAUUCAAGUUAAUGAAAAGUGACAGCUAUGCACGCUUUUUGCGAUCCAACAUCUACCAAGACCUCCUGUUGGCCAGAAAGAAGCAGCCAGCAGACACUGAACAGGGCCGCCGCACCUCCUUGGAGAAGUUCACCCGCAGUGUGGGCAAGUCAUUGACGGGAAAACGCCUGACAGGCCUGAUGCAGUCAUCCUGACACAGCCUGUGCUGCAGGGGCACAGCCAGACCCUGUCGGGUGGGUGGCUGCCGCACAGGGGCCGGGGCACGGGCACAGACAGUGGAGCUGGGCUGGACAGGGCUGCUGUGGAGGCUCUCAGACACUGCUCCGAGGACUGCUGCCAUAUUGGUAUUGCAGCACUGGGCUUGCUGGGGUGAACACCCCAAAUUGAAACACUGAUGAUGAGACAAUGUCGACAAGGGGAACCUCAGCCAACACACAGCACGGCAUGCAGCGUACAGUACAAGCAAAUGCAGUGCAGGGCUCUUCAUCACUUAGGCGGCAAACUGGUUGUGAGUCUCGAUGAAGCUGAUCAGUUUAUUGUUUUCAGGUUGUUUUAUAUUAAGCGUUAUUAGAAACGAAAAGAACAUCUGCUAAAUAUUCUUUGAUAGGACUGCGUGUAACUCGCCACAACGUUUGCAGUGAUGACUAUCGUCUUAUGAUUUCGGGAUCCAAAAAUAGCUGCAGCCAAUCCUAACUCGGACAUAAAUACAAAGUCUAAGAGGCACAUCAGCACAGACACAAAUCUGUUUGACAUUUGCCUCUGUACUCACAAAGCAGCCAGCAAUAAAUAAAGCCUGUCCAGUUUUUUUUGAUUGUUUUGUUUUUAGAAAUAUCCAACCUCUUUUUAUAUCUUUCUAUUAUAUUUGUGUCCUAAGCGAAGCACGUGUCAGUUAAACAGCGAGCACAGCUUUAGCACUGUGAAAAGGCGCAGUACAAAGCCUGUAUUCUCCACGCUGAGAGGCAUCUACAAAAUGGAUUUUUAGAGGUAUAACUUUUCAUGCUUCAUUACAUUCCAAAAUUUGACAUAAGGGCUUAAUGUAGCAUUCACACUGCACCGUGGCGUGCUUCAUCCAAACGUCUGUGUUGAGAAUUAAUGUUUCAUUUCUACAACACUGCUCUGUAAUGAGACGCGUGGCGAUGAUUAAUUUCUUCUGGCUGGCAAAUUAUUCAUUUGCUUUGAGAGGUUCAAAAACGUGGCUGUGCAAACAGUUGUGGUGUGCAGCGCCAUUUAGUCACAGCCAUACGUACACAGUCACAGGCCAAAUAGCAUCUCCGGUUUUUUUUAGGCUUCUGCUAUAGUAUUUAAAGUAUCCAGUGCCAUGGGUCCAUCUAGUGGUGGCUGAACCACAGGACCAGAAACCAGAGUGUUAAAAGACUGAACUGUGCUGUCUUCAUAUCAUGAUAUCAGAACAAGUUGAUCUCCCGUCUUGGAGACGUUACAAGGCCUGCUACUCAAUAUAGGAUCACUUAUUGCUUUUUUAAAACUGCAUGAAUAUUUUUUAAUCACAAAAUGUUACCUGAUCAUUUAAAAAACAAACAUUUUUUUUGUUGUCUCCACGAAUUAUCUGUCGUGUUUUAAUGACUAUGGGGGGAAAAAAAGAAAUAUUUGCAUGCUGGACUAUUAUGGAGUGCUAAUUUAGGGAAGGAUGGUUGGAUUCUCCAAAGAGGGCACACAGACAGGGACCAGCCCUGCACCGGAGCAACACUCCUCAGCGAAUCAACAUCUAAGCCCCGAACUGCAACUGGGAACAAUAUUUGACCCUCGAUAGACGACGCACACCGAAGAUAAAAGGCCUCUCUGCUCCACUGUGGCUUCAGACUCCUUCUACAUACAGAAAGUGCUUGGACUGAGGAGAUUAUGGUCUCACAGCUCCCCCAUGAGGCCAGUGACUGCUAUAGAGAUAAACUACGCUGCUGAAUGAGUCAAUCAUCUAUUCUUUUGUAUUAGAGUCGUUGCAAUGCACUGUACAGGUCAUAUUAGUAAUUAUUGUUAACAUAAACCAGUAACCUCGUUGAGUAUAAGGUAGAGAGAUAUGCUUAACUCGAGUCGAUGUACCAAAUGUUAUCCUCAGCACAAGACACAAUGACACUAUGUAUCGAGUGCAUUGUAAAUGUAAAUUGGCUAAAUUUCAUUAACCAAAAGCACACUUUAUUAUGAUAUGGGCACAUUACUAUGCAUGUAACAUAUUCAGGGCAUUUUGUGCUUUUAGUUUCGCAAUCAGCAAGAUAACUACUGGCACUCUGAAACACUCAAGCACCUGCUGUCUAUUCAUGGGUACCAAAUAAUAAAUACUAUGGACCUGU
This is a messenger RNA of Maylandia zebra (zebra mbuna), 3926 nucleotides long. Its product is annotated as regulator of G-protein signaling 6. Gene Ontology annotation, molecular function: GTPase activator activity. NCBI's taxonomy places the organism in Eukaryota, Metazoa, Chordata, Actinopteri, Cichliformes, Cichlidae. Gene Ontology annotation, biological process: G protein-coupled receptor signaling pathway; positive regulation of GTPase activity; regulation of G protein-coupled receptor signaling pathway. Gene Ontology annotation, cellular component: neuron projection; cytoplasm. The record is from RefSeq and is a predicted model, not a curated record.